AUGGAGCACUCCUCCGCCUCUCGUUCGCACGCUGUCUCGCCUCGCGGCAGCAGCAACAACAGCAACAGAUCCCCUCCGCGCGAGAAGCGCAAACUCGAGUCCUUCCUGACCGAGUCCGGCGAGACGUGGGAGUUCACACGACCCGUCAAGAAGUCCCGUUCGUCCGGGCCUGGCAGUAACACCAGUACCACCGCCCUGGGUUCGCCUACUCGUACCCAAAGGCCUUCUUUCUCAGCAACCUCGCCGACUCACGGCAAGCGGUCUCUCGACCCGUCGGACCAGGAUACCGACGCUCACUGCCCUUCGCAGGGCCAGUUGGCUAAGCCCUUCUCGCAGCAGAAGAAAGGGGACCGCAGCACCGGCCUACAUGGUAUGUUCGAUGCGGGCUCUGUCGCCAGUCAGAGUGCCGGCUCCGUGGAGUCCGAGGAGGAGCUCCCGGACUAUGAAGAUGACGAAGAGGUCACCGUCGGCCAGCAUGCCGACAACAACCUGGAUCAAUUGGCACCGUUCCAGGGGCCUGCCAUGACCCUGCCUCCCGCCAGUCACUACCAGGAGGGUCAGGAGUCGAGAAUGUCUAUGGUGGCAUCAAUUGAGACCGACCAGGACAUGGAGUACCAGACUGUGGUCAGUGGUGAGUACGCUGCCGUUGCUGGCAAUGGCGCGUACGAAGCUGCUUCAACCACCAGACCUGUUGUCUGGUCAUCUCUGGACCCCCGACUCGAGAGUGAUGUCGACAGUCCGCAACUGCUCCGAAGCAGGUUUGCUGGGUUCGCUCAAGCUGCCGCAAUGGUUCAACACCGUUCCAAGGCACAGCAGCGAUUGGCGAGGGAGCCUGGACAUACCAGUACCUCAGCCAACAUUCUCAGCCCUGUCACAGCUGUGGAUACCGCCACCGCCGCCACCACCGAGGACUACGAGAUUGAUCCAGCCUUGUUACAAGACGAAGACCAUAAGAUCGACCCAGCCUUGUUGCAAGACGACGAGUUGGUAACCUAUCCAGCUUGGUUGCAAGAAAACGGGUUGGAGAUGGAUCCAGCUUUGUUACAAGACGACGAGUCCAACAUUCAAUCCAGCACAAAGUCCAUAGAAGCCGGCAACGUUCAGCGCGCUCUUUCACCAGUCCCAGAGCUCAUGGAGCCGCCAACUUCGCCAGUCAAGGAGCUUUCGCCGCCGGGAAGACGUUCAACUACAAUGUCUCCUGCAACUUUGCCACCAACUACCAUGGACGAGCCAUCACAGCAGCUUUUGUCUGAGCUCGAGAAGUACGCCAGCGACCGCAGAAACUGGUACGCAAAACAAGUGAAGCACGAAAGAGUGAAUGAAGAGGAAGUCAAGGGACAAGACGUCUGCGCACAGUCCAUCCGCGCCAGCCACAACCCACCAAACAUCAGCCACAUCCCGCAACCGCAACCAGACGCGUCCAUUCCACCACCUCUGACACCAACAUUUGCUCACACCAAGGAGAAAACCCAACACAUCAUGGCCGUUCACACGGCCGAAGGUCCCAAUGAGGACGGCUUUGAUCUCUUGCGCAUUUGUCUGGGAGAACUAGAUGGUCCCAUGGAUGUUGACGAUGAAGACGACCUUGCCGUCCAGGACUAUUCUCGCGAUAGAAUUCGCAAACGACGCGACGAAGACAUCAGAAAGGCCAAAGCACUCAUCGAUGCGCGUCGCAAAUUUCAGAUUCAGCGCAAUCACUUUGAUGAAGCACCAGACUCUGCGCCUAUAGUUGAGGACGAAUCAGACCAAGAUGAUGAAGACCUCCUGUAUACCGAUCAUCUUCUUGCCAGCUCUGAUGACCAUUUCCAUGCCGAAAAGAUCCGCCUUCAGGCCGCACUUGAGCAUUGGGAAUCGCCCUGGCCAAACCCAUCCACUCUUCCAUCCGAACAUUGGGCACAGCAAGCCCUCACUUUUGCAAACAACCAAGCAAAUGCAAUCAACUCCGCCGAGAAGCAUUACUGGGCCUGCCGCAACAUUCAAGCAGAGUCAUAUGCUGAAGGAAAAUUCAACUCUGGCCGAGGCUCGAAUCUUCAUAUCUCAAUCUCCCUCAUUGACUGGAAGAAGAGCAUCGCAGUGUCAGAUGAGGAAGCCGAAGCCUUUGCUGAACAAGUCAGCCAGAUUCAACUCAUCGAGGAAGACCAGGAAGCUCCUUUGAGAGCCAAGCUCGCCCUCUUCCUUUCCGAACUGCCUCAUGAACUGGACCAGAAAGUCACAGAAAUCCUCAGCAUCACCAACCCUGGCAGAGCGAUCGUCAAGUCUCCUGAAGGCAACGACUUGACUCGCAAAGACUUUGCUACUCUCCUUCAUUCCGCAAACUACCGCACCGGCGAGCCUGAAGGAUGGCUCAACGACGAGAUCAUCAAUGGCUUCUUCACCGCUUUGUGCAAUGCCAUGAACGAUAAGGCUGGUCAUACCAAAGGCAAAGUACCUCCAUACGCAUCCUAUAUAACCGGAUGGUAUUCUUCAGUUACUAAGAAGGGUAUUAGCGCCAUCGAAAGAUGGUCACGCCGCAAGGGUAUCAAGGGAGACAAGCUGCUGCAGUGCAAGCGCAUCUUCUUCCCUGUUAACCCUGGCAACCACUGGUCACUGCUUGUCAUUUGCCCUGAUAUUCACACCAUUGAGUACCUCGACAGCUUGGACGUAGGUUACUCAGAAGAUAACCGUAAGAGCGCCCGUUACAUUAGACUGGCCCGCCAAUGGCUCGAGAUGGAGCUUGGCGACAAAUAUGUCGCAGGCGAAUGGAAGGAGGUCGACCGUCGCAGCUCAAUCCAAAACAACGGCUCGGACUGCGGCGUGUUCACCUGCCUCAACGGCUUUGCUUCUGCUCUCGAACUCUCCAAUCCUACCAAGGAGUUUGGUCCCGAGCAAAUUCCAUACGCUAGACGCGCUAUGGUCUCCCUGUUUAACCAUGGAGGUUUCAACCAGCACUUUGAGCUGUGA
Molecule: messenger RNA, 2940 nt
Organism: Aureobasidium vineae
Lineage: Eukaryota; Fungi; Ascomycota; Dothideomycetes; Dothideales; Saccotheciaceae
Source: the annotation of a GenBank genome assembly